AUGCUCUCCAGCGAACCAAGCUGCUCAGGGGUGACAGUGAAGGUGCACCCGCUCGUUGUGCUCAACCUAAGCGAACACUGGACACGAGCGCGGCUGCAGAAGACAGAAUCGGCCGUCUGGGGCGUCAUCCUAGGCCACAAGGACUCGAAGGGACAAGAAUAUGAGGCCAUUACGUCUUUUGACCUUCAGGUGGCGAGGAAGGACGUGCAAGAUGGGCGAUUUGAACUAGAAGCGCCCGAAAUGCAGGCACGCCUUGCUCAAUAUACGGAAGUGUUCAAGGACCUGACAUACCUCGGAUGGUAUACGGCGUCGACCCCGAAGGAAGACGAAAAGCUGUCGUUGCCUUGUGACAGCCUUCUUUUCCAAUUGGCUCCCUUUAUAAAUAUGCCGGCUAACAAGUUGCCGUUGAUGGUGUACAAGAUCAACGAGAAGGGGAUCGCGCAAUCGGUGCAAUGGACCCUACAUAGCGAGGAAAGCGAACGGAUCGGAGUUGAGCAUGUGACCAGGCUAUCGAAAGCGGCCGGCGAUAUCAGCGCAUCGAACGUCAGUCGACACCACCAUACGCAAUCCUCGGUGGCCGGCAUGGUGUAUCAGAAGCUGCGCGUCGUGCAGCGCUGGUUGCAAGCUGUUGAAGCCGGCUCAAUUGCGUACGACCCGGAAAUCGCACGCGAAGCCGCGAAGAUCAUUCACAUCGGCCAACAGAUCAAGCCGGCCGGUCAUAUGGUCGACGAACAUCUCGAGGCACACACCAAAGAGGUCGCCGUCGCCAUUUUGAUCACUAAGGUGGCCGCGUUGCUGGGGAAUGGUUAUCAGACGGUUUGCGAUGCACUGCGUCUACGUGAGCCGGUGACUGCUGCCGCUGCGGACAUGUCUGGAGACAUUGAUCCUGCCAUCCGAAUGAUGAAAUGUUUCAACCAGGCUCCCACGAACCUUCCACCCGAAUUCAUGAACUUG
Messenger RNA from Mesorhabditis spiculigera, 954 nucleotides. The record is from the annotation of a GenBank genome assembly. Lineage: Eukaryota; Metazoa; Nematoda; Chromadorea; Rhabditida; Rhabditidae.